AAUCAUCACUUUCUCUCUGAACAUCCAGUCGCCGAGUGGAGUUUCGAGUUACCUGGCCGCGCGCGCACACCUGUGACUGCAGUCACUCCUCAAUAAGACUUGUAUGUCACUUCCCUCCAACACUGCCAAACUCUCGACACUUUAUCCGUUAUUGUGAGCAAUGUAUUUGUUGUUGGUAUUGUCGCAGAUAGCCUUUCAGUGUGAUGCCCGGGGGUCGAUCAUUAAUGGUGCGUAACGCGAGGCGUAGAACGGUGUAUCCAAGCAACAAGCCCAGCACACUGAGUGGAUAUGGACAGGUGUAGCUACACGUUACAGAGGUGACAGGUGUAUUUUAAAGCACUUCAGUUGUGUUUAGUUGAUGUUACUUUGCAGCGUGGACUCAUAUUGUGUUUUACUGAGUGGGCAAACUCUGACACUGACUCCUGUGGAUUUUUUUUGGAGGAAAUAAUGACUUCUUCAGGUGCUCUGUCAGGGUUCAGAAGGGGCCCUUUGUAUUUCUUUGACCAGCCAUCAAGACGAGCUAAGGGGACGCGGAGCAGCAUUUUGCAUUUUUAUGUGGCACGUGAAGAAGCACGCUUGGAGGAAACAAUACAAAGUACUCGGGAGAAUGAUAACGAAGACAGUGACGGGCUCGCUGAGAGGCUGCCAGGUGAAACGUGUGGGGACGGUGAACCUGAUGCCUCAUCUGCUGUCUGUGCCGCACUGGACAUAAAAGACCACGAUCCGAUGGACGCGAUGUACAAGCAAGCGGCCCCUCAGUUAUUAAACGAACUGGCUCGCCUGCUUUCACAACAUAACUGGACAGAGGAGGGGUGUAUUCCUCAGGGGGUUGUAAAUUUUCUGAACUACUCCUGGCAGGAUUUGACUGCAGGGGCGGUGCAACCGAAAGGUCCGGAAAAGACUUUGCAGAAACGGCGGAGGUCCAAAGGUUCCUUGAAGUCGGGGGGUGAAAGUGCCCAGCGCCAGGUGUCCGCCAGUGGCAAGAGGGAGACGGCAGGAGACAGAAGCCCGUGUGUUGUGGGAAGUGCUGGGUCCUCUGAGAGAAAACCACAAGUUAGCUUGAAUCCACGUGUGAAAAAGCGGAAACAAAACUCCAAUGGAGCAGCUCACAGCUCCUCAUCCGUCAGUUUCUCCAUCUCCUCCAGCAGCUGUAAAGGUGCAGGUUGGAUCGUUCAGCCAAAGCAGCCCUCCUAUGAUGAGCCUCAGCGGAUCAGAUUGUGUCAGUGGGUGGUGGAGCGACUGCGGGCAGCAAGAAGUCCUGAAAAACUGCAAACAGCUGGGCAGAACCUGAACAAGCCACUCAUACUCAGGCACUAUGGAGAAGCAAAGGCAAAACUGAAGGACAGGAGGACCAGGAGAAAGGCCCAGCCUGCCACUUUAGUCAAUGGGAUACCCCAGAUACCAGAAGUGAAGCAGCAGGAUCCAGCGCAGCAGAAACUACACUACAGGGUCAACGACGGCUCCUCAUUCAUUUACUACCCAUCUGGUUGUAUGGCAGUGUGCCAGAGCCACUCAGGUCUGCCCUGCGGAGGCUUCUAUACCAACGUGUUCAGUGACAGCGAGUGUCCUGUUAUCCUGGCGACUAUCACAGCGUUUGGGCACGGGGCUGUUACACACCCUCUUAGCUUGUCUAUUACAGCAGUGUGGGACCAGAACGGUGGAUUCAUGUGUGACCGCUAUGGGAACAUAACUAAGGAGUGGAGCUGGCAGACUAAUCGUUCACUGAAGAUCAUUAUACAGUUGUCAGAUUUGAUCUCUGUGAGGUUGCUCAGUGGUACCUCUGCCAUGCUCAUCUUCAGGUGUAACAAUGAGAGUGUUCAACUUCCUCUUUCUGCCCUGUCAAAUAUUAACCGCACAAAGGAAAUGCCAUGCUUACACACUGAUGGAAGGUUUACCUCUGAUGCUGCUCAAGACCUCCUGCUGUCGAGGAAGACAGUAUCCCCCGCUGUGGUCCUAGAGAGCAAGAAGAACCUGACACUAACACAUGUGUCUGUGUGCUCCCAGAUUGGCAGGGAGGUGGAGAGGUCAGAGGAGCCGUCAGCACAGUGGAGAAGAGGAGAACCUGCUGGCAGGGAGCUGAAAAGGCUUCAGAAGAGAGUAUGGAACACCCUGGAUGACUGGCUGGAUUAUUAUCGUGCAGCCAUCGGUAUCAAGUGUCCAGACACGGAGCGGAUGCCAGAUGCCCCGCUGAGGACCAGGCUGAAGAGAGAGGUGCAGUCAGCUGCUCUGCCCUCCCUGAACCCACCUGAGUGGACAGAAGCGAAACCGGUCCAGCCGGAGGAGCGCAGGAAUGAGCCACAGGAGCUGCACAAACACCCGUCAGCAGCACCAGCAGAAAGACCUGCUGACUCCUCCGUCAGGCUGCCAAGGGCACCUAAAAAGCGAGGAAAGGAGGAGCCCCGUGUGACACAGAUAGGACCUCUUCAAAUUCAUGGCAACAUCAAACUUGAGUCAGUGAUUAUUCUACAGGGUCCAGAGUCGCAGCCUGCAGCUGUCACCCGCUGUCCAGCCCCACCAUCAUUCACCUCCUCCGUCCCCCUCACGGUGUGCCCUGUGCUGCUGAGAGCUGCCCUGCUGGGGGAGGGGGGACGGAGGCGGUGCUGCUGCAGUGUUACGCUGAUGCCAGUGGUGACAGACCUGGAGUACGAUACCUUCGUGAUGGGCCAGCCUCCACACAGUCAACAGAUCCUGGUGGUGUGUGUGACUUCGCCACGGCAGCCCGUCAGCAGCGCACACGCGGCGCCCGAGCAGGACGCGCUGGAGCAGCUUUACAGGAGGAGGAACAAGCACAGAACCAUGCCAUGUACUCAGUGCCAGAUGGAUUCAUUUCGCCUGGUGAGGUAUGAGAUGUCAACAGGGAAGCCCGGCUGUGGAUUCGAGAACAUCCUGCUGCAGCAGCGACACAAUGCUGCUCCUGGGAUGGUCCUGAUGUAUAUCAGAGGGAAGCUGCUGUUUGUGGGAUACAUAUACAGCGGUCACAGCUGCUCAGUCAGGGACCUUCAGAAGCAAAUCUCCAGAACCAGGGCAGACUACAGAUUAGGCCUGAGCCUCCCAUCAGACUACAAGUUCAGUGAUACAGUGAAUGACCCUAUAGUCACAGAUGCGCUCAACUCACAAGAUGCAACACCAAAAGGAAUAGGUGACGUAACAGUGUCUGCGUCAGUGGGGAAGGAAAAGCCCAAUGAGAGAAAAAACAUUAAAGUUCCUGAGGCGUCACACCAUCGUCAGAGGGGCUUUUAUAUCAAACCAAAAAAGACUCCUGCAUUUCCUCAUGUUCCUGUUACUACACACUGAAUAUACACCAGUGACAGGAUUAACUCUCUAUCAGUCUCCAGAGUUACCAAAGUGCACUAACCGUCGGCUAAUGCUUUAGGUUAAUGUGGAGUCAGACUGCAAACAUCUAAUUUGCUUACCUUGCAGGUUUGCACCACUGAUUAGUCUAAUCUGUAACUGAGAUGCAAAAUACCUUUCAGUUUUUGACAGUAAAAAGCAAACUGGAAACUCUUGUGGGUAUCAGGGCAAAAGAUCAUCUAAUAUAAUCAGUGAGUGCAGAUGUUCCAGUGUUUUCUGAAUAAUGGGCUUUUUAUCUUAUGUAAAUAUCCGUUGGAUGUAUGUGUAUUUGUCGUAUUUUUUCAAUAGAGAUGAGUAAAA
Molecule: messenger RNA, 3651 nt
Organism: Lates calcarifer (barramundi perch)
Lineage: Eukaryota; Metazoa; Chordata; Actinopteri; Centropomidae
Exons: 18
Coding region: 448-3294 (948 amino acids)
Source: RefSeq, a predicted model, not a curated record